AUGCUUGAUUCCUCUCUCAACAUGUAUUGCCAGCUACUCGCAGGUGUCCCUAGAAACUUCAUGACACAGAUGCAGAACUUACUCUACAAAUUCAUAACUAAUGAUCUGACUUAUCAUCAAGCUGCUGCACAAUGUAUAAGUCUUCUUGGAACAUCCGAUCCAAUAGACAAAAUCGUAAUGUUUACGAAUAUUCCCGAAAUAUCAAACUCUUCAUCGUACUAUAAUCAGUAUGGAUCUUCUUCAAAGGUUGGAGGAGAGAAUCCUAACAAAAAAUCCAAAACGUGGACAAAGCAUGAAGACCAACGUCUGCUCGCAGCCAUCCAUAAGUACGGUUUCCUCGACUGGAACAAGAUUAGCGAGUUUGUUGGCAAUGGUCGUUCACGAAGCCAGUGUGUCCAGCGCUGGUCUAGGAGUCUCAAUCCUCUAAUCAACAAGACGCAAUGGACGAAAGAAGAAGAUGAGAAACUUCUCCGUUUGGUCAACAAGCACGGAAAGCGCUCUUGGACAAAGAUCUCUAACGAGAUCGAUGGUAGGACAGAUGUACAAUGCAGGUAUCGCUACCAAAUCAUCACAAAGCAAGUCAAGAAGGAGACAAAUACACAAAAGUCUCCGGAGUCUCCUCUCCAGUCAGACUGCAGUCCAAGUCAAACUGAAAACUUCGACGAAGAGUCUUUCACAGAGAUUGACAGUCAUCCGGAAAAUCAAAAUGACUUCCAGCAGGACAAUCAGCAGACAGUUCAACAGAUUUCUCAGCAGAUCGAACAGUCUGAACAGGGCUUCAGCAUAUUCAACGAAAUGCAGAUGUUUGACCUCCUAAACGAAAUCAGUGCUGAUCCUUUCUCGUUCUUCAAUAUGUAA
Messenger RNA from Trichomonas vaginalis G3, 858 nucleotides. Its product is annotated as RNA polymerase II transcription regulator recruiting protein. Lineage: Eukaryota; Parabasalia; Trichomonadida; Trichomonadidae. The coding region runs from base 1 to 858 and encodes 285 amino acids. The record is from RefSeq and is a predicted model, not a curated record. The transcript has a single exon.